Messenger RNA from Taeniopygia guttata (zebra finch), 2571 nucleotides. Lineage: Eukaryota; Metazoa; Chordata; Aves; Passeriformes; Estrildidae. The record is from RefSeq and is a predicted model, not a curated record.
GCCCCCGCGCUGUAUCGUCUCCAUGGCAACCCCGCCAGAAAAGACGGACACGGGCAGCAGCUAAUCGCAUUGUGGCUGCCGGAUUCCCAUUGGUUGCAUCGCCGCGUAGAGGCGGGGCGCGCGGGCGAUUGACGUACGCUCCAACCAAUGAGCUUCGUGGGCGCUGCAUCAACGACCAGUCGGAGCGCGGCGUGGGCGGGGCGGGCGCGGCGCGCGGCGCGCCGGAAGCGGCCGGGCCGGGAAAAUGGCGCCGAGCUCGAAAGCGGAGCGGGGCGGCCCCGGGGGGAAACGCGGGACGGCGGGGCCGGCAGCGGCCGGGACCGCGCCCCGGGGCCGCCGCGAGCACCUCGUCCGGCAGCUGGACCGCGUCCGGCUCAGCGGGCAGCUCUCGCCCCGGCUGUUCCGGAAACUUCCGCCGCGCGUCUGCGUCGCCCUCAAGAGCAUCGUGGACGUGGAGUUCCUGUGGGCAGGGCACAUCUUCCUGGGCUUCUCCAAGUGCGGCCGCUACGUCCUGUCCUACACCAGCAGCUCCGGGGACGACUUCUCCUUCUACCUGUACCACCUGUACUGGUGGGAGUUCAACGUGCACAGCAAGCUGCGCCUGGUGCGCCAGGUGCGGCUGUUCCAGGGCGAGGAGAUCUACAGCGACCUGUACCUGACGGUGUGCGAGUGGCCCGGGGACAGCGACAUGGUCAUCGUCUUCGGCUUCAACACGCGCUCGGCGCCGGGGCUGCAGGUGAGCGCGAUGCUGAUGAGCGACGAGAACCACCGCGACAUCUAUGUCAGCGCCGUGGCCGUGCCCCCAACGCGGCACUGCCCGGCCUGCCGGCGGGGGGCAGAGACCCCCGGCGAAGCCCCCCGGGCCUGCCUGCGGCACGGGUUCCUGCUGCACACCAAGUUCCAGGUGGUGUACCCCUUCCCCACCUUCCAGCCCGCCUUCCAGCUGCGCAAGGACCACGUCGUGCUGCUCAACACCAGCUUCUCCCUGGUGGCCUGCGCCAUCGCCGUGCACCCCGCCGGUGACAGCAGCCCCCAGCAGAUCCUCUACCGGCGCCGGAACCUCCUGGGCCCCGGCCGGAGGGGGGAGAACGCCCCCCCAGAGCCCCCCGAGCAGCUGGAGGGGUCUGGGGGCGCCCCCCCGGCCGCACAGCCCCCCCCGGGCCCCCCCCAGCCCCCCGAGCUGCCCCCCGGCCCCCCGUCCCUGGCGGUGGCCAAAGCCAAGGAGUUCGUGGCCGACCUGUUCCGGAGGGCUCAGGGCGCGGGGGGCGGGCCCGGAGGGGGGCACGGGGAGGGGGGCGACGACCCCCCGCCCUCCCCCCGCGGGGCGCCCCCCGAGACCCCCCCCAGGACGCCCGGGAGCCCCCCGGGGGACCCCUCCCCACCCGGGACCCCCCCCGAGCCCGGCUACGUCAACUACACCAAACUGCGCUACGUGCUGGAGCCUGGGGAGCCCCCCGAGGAGCUGGAGGACGACAAGAUCUCGCUGCCCUUCGUGGUGACCGACCUGACCGGGCGCAGCCUGAGGCCGCUGCGGGAGCGAGCCACGGCCCAGGGGCAGUUCCUGACGGUGGAGCAGCUGACGUUGGACUUCGAGUACGUCAUCAACGAGGUGAUCCGCAAGGACGCGGCCUGGGCACGGCAGUUCUGCUCCUUCAGCGACUACGACAUCGUCAUCCUCGAGGUGUGCCCCGAGACCAGCCAGGUGGUGAUCAACAUCGGGCUGUUGCUGCUGGCCUUCCCCUCCCCCGACGGGCAGGGGCAGCUCCGCCCCAGGACGUACCACACGAGCCUGAAGGUGGCCUGGGACCUCAACAGCGGCGCCUUCACCACCGUGGGGGUGGGCGACCUCAGCGAGGUCAGGGGGCAGACCAGCGGCAGCGUGUGGAGCUCGUACCGUAAGGGCUGCGUGGACACGGUGAUGCGGUGGCUCGUGCCCGAGGCGCCCGGGCGCGGCGUGCACAGGAUGACCAACGAGGCCCUGCACAAGGGCUGUUCCCUGAAGGUUCUGGCGGACAACGAGCGCUACACCUGGAUCGUGCUGUGACACCUGGGGACACCUGGGGACACACCUGGAUCCUGCUGUGACACCUGGGGACACCUGGGGACACCUGGGAACACACCUGGACCCUGCUGUGACACCUGGGGACACCUGGGGACACACCUGGAUCCUGCUGUGACACCUGGGGACACACCUGGACCCUGCUGUGACACCUGGGGACACCCAGGACAUCACCUGGGACACCUGGAUCCUGCUGUGACACCUCGGAACACCCCUGGGGACACCUGGGGACACCCAGGACAUCACCUGGGACACACCUGGGGACACACCUGGACCCUGCUGUGACACCUGGGGACAUCUGGAUCCUUCUGUCACACCUGGAUCCUUCUCCAUAUGGACACAGGCCCAGCCCUGCUCCCUCUGGGGCCUUUUGUUUUCUUUUUUCCCUUUUUUUUUUUCAUUUUUCCCUUUUUUGCAAUGUUUUCCCCUCUCAUUUUGCCGUUCAGUGUUUUAUCGCGGGGUGGGGGGAGGAUCUCAGAUCCCCCUCCCCAAAAUAAAAACUCCCGUUUCCA